Messenger RNA from Ruditapes philippinarum (Manila clam), 722 nucleotides. RefSeq lists its product as uncharacterized. The transcript has 2 exons. NCBI's taxonomy places the organism in Eukaryota, Metazoa, Mollusca, Bivalvia, Venerida, Veneridae. The record is from RefSeq and is a predicted model, not a curated record. Bases 51 to 365 code for a protein of 104 amino acids.
AAAUUUCAAAGAUCUCAAAUGUCGAUAUUUCAUUCUCUUUUGUUGAUGAUAUGGUUCCACAAAGCUUAAGCUUUACAGUCAACGAUAAAGAAAUAAAGUCAGGAGAGAAAUAUACAUUCACACCAGAGGAUCGAAGUCUAACACUUUCUGUCCUUACCAAUGAUCGUUACACACAUGAAGGUGCUUGCUUGAUGAUUUCGUCAGAUAUAUCAUUCAAUGUUCUAUGUGACCGUACAUUGCCUGGUCCUACAACAUCAAUGGCAUCAUCAUCGCUAGAUCCUGACUCAAGUUCAGGAGUGAGUACAAACAAGUAUAAUGAAAAAACAACAGACGAAGACAACAACCAUAUACUAAGUGUGUAUUAAGAUAAAAAUAACAGAAACGUGAGACUAAUGAAUCAAUAAAGUUAUUAAUUGUAGCACAUAAUUUAUUCUAUAAAAGAUAAAACUUUUUAAUUUAAACUUAAAAUAUGUUAUCUAAGAAUUUCUUCAUUGUUGAUCUUUAUUUUCAUAUGUUCUGUAAUAGAUAAAACCUACAAUUAUAUUUCAUGAACAAAAUAGAAUAAUUGUCAAAAACAGAACAAAAUAAGCUUAGAACAACUUGUUCCUGCAUUGGUUCUGUUGACAUUUUACGACUUAUUAUUGCACUGUAGCCCUGAUUGUGUUACCGGUAUUUGGUGGCAGUGUCAUUGUCAUAUUGGUAAUCAUUUUCGUAAUCGUUAU